Messenger RNA from Solea solea (common sole), 6443 nucleotides. RefSeq names its product pleckstrin homology domain interacting protein (gene phip). Gene Ontology annotation, biological process: regulation of transcription by RNA polymerase II; cytoskeleton organization; regulation of cell shape. Gene Ontology annotation, molecular function: protein binding. The transcript has 40 exons. The record is from RefSeq and is a predicted model, not a curated record. Gene Ontology annotation, cellular component: nucleus. Lineage: Eukaryota; Metazoa; Chordata; Actinopteri; Pleuronectiformes; Soleidae. The coding region runs from base 284 to 5833 and encodes 1849 amino acids.
CCACAACAAAGCGACUGGCACUAAAAUUCACCCCGCGGGUUAGACAGAGCAGGCACGUUAAGGCGGUUGGGUAUUUUCGCGUGAAAGCGGGUGUUUUGCGAGCGAAGUCGCGCGGCGCGCCCUAGUUGUCGUUCGCGGAGAAAUACUCGACGCAGGCGGGACUUUGUGUGAGCAGAGCUGAAUGGAGGCAGCCUCUUCCUGGUGGAUAAACAGUGACAGCUACAGGGCAGCCACCUAGACCCAGCACACAGGCUCUGGCGCUGCCCUGGCAAACAACACCAAAAUGGCUUCAGACAGUACACACAUCGCGCAGUUGACUUCUGAACUGUACUUCCUAAUAGCCCGAUUUCUAGAAGCUGGACCGUGUCAAAAAGCUGCCCAGACUCUGAUAAGGGAGGUGGAGGAGAAGGAGCUGCUGCCACAAAGGUUGGACUGGACAGGACAGGAACACCCCGGGACGUACGAAAAUUUGGUGAAGCUCAACCGGCACAUCAGUCCAGACCACCUGCUGCAGGUCUGCUCCAGAGUUUGUCCACUGCUCGAGACAGAAGUUCCCGCCAGCGUGCCGGGGCUCAUCAGUCUGUUGGGGGCCGGCAGGCAGAAUCUCCUCCGCACCAGCAAGAGUUGCAAGCAUGUGGUGUGGAAGGGCUCAGCACUGGCUGCACUUCACUGUGGACGACCACCGGAGCCACCAGUUAUCUAUGGGAGCCCACCUAAUAUUGUGGAGACGAGCUCCGGCCGUCGACUGAUCGGCUCCUACCGCCUGCGGCAGCUGGUGCCCACCGCUGUGUACCAGCACAUGAAGAUGCAUAAGAGGAUCCUGGGACAUCUGUCGUCCGUUUACUGCGUCACCUUUGACAGGACGGGACGACGCAUCUUCACGGGCUCAGACGACUGUCUUGUGAAAAUCUGGGGAACAGACGAUGGACGCCUGCUGGCCACGCUGCGCGGCCACGCUGCCGAGAUCUCAGACAUGGCCGUCAGCUAUGAGAACACCAUGAUUGCUGCUGGUUCUUGUGACAAAACCAUCAGAGUGUGGUGCUUACAGACGUGUGCACCUCUGGCUGUACUGGAGGGACACGCAGCCUCCAUCACCUCACUACAGUUCUCUCCUCUCUGUUGUGGUUCAAAGCGCUACCUGUCGUCCACCGGAGCUGACGGAACCAUCUGCUUCUGGCAGUGGGAUGCACGCACGCUCAAGUUUGGUCAGAGGCCCAGUAAAUUCACAGAGCGUUCCAGGCCUGGCGUCCAGAUGAUCUGCUCCUCCUUCAGCGCAGGUGGGAUGUUUCUUGCCACAGGAAGCACAGACCAUAUUAUCAGGGUCUACUACUUUGGUUCAGGCCAACCAGAGAAGAUCUCUGAACUUGAGUCCCAUACAGACAAAGUUGACAGCAUCCAAUUUUCACACUGCAGUGACAGGUUUGUGAGCGGCAGCAGGGAUGGUACAGCACGAAUCUGGCAGCUGCAGCCUCAGGGCUGGAGAAGCAUUCUGCUGGACAUGCAGACCAAAUUACCCGGGAAGUACAACCCUCCGCCACUGGAAGACAAGGUGACCAAGCUGAAGGUUACCAUGGUAGCGUGGGAUCGCCACGACGGCACGGUGAUCACGGCAGCCAACAACCUGACGCUGAAGGUGUGGAACUCCACGACCGGAAACCUCGUCCAUGUGCUGAUGGGUCACGAGGAUGAGGUGUUUGUUUUGGAGCCACACCCCUUUGAUCCGAGAAUCCUCUUCUCAGCGGGGCAUGAUGGGAACUGUAUUGUCUGGGACCUGGCCAGAGGGGUCAAGAUCCGCUCCUAUUUCAACAUGAUUGAGGGUCAAGGACACGGAGCGUUGUUUGACUGCAAAUGCAGUCCAGAUGGGCAGCAUUUCGCAGCCACCGACUCCCACGGACACCUGCUCAUCUUUGGCUUUGGCUCCAGCAGCAAGUACGACAAGAUAGCGGACCAGAUGUUCUUCCACACAGACUAUCGGCCGCUGAUCCGGGACGCCAACAAUUAUGUGCUGGAUGAGCAGACCCAGCAGGCGCCACACCUAAUGCCCCCUCCCUUCCUGGUGGACGUGGACGGUAACCCCCACCCUCCCAGGUACCAGCGGCUGGUACCUGGCAGAGAGGGCUGCCGGGACGAGCAGCUGAUUCCACAGAUGGGCGUCACUUCCUCAGGCCUGAACCAAGUGGUGAGUGAGCAGGCUGUGGACGGUCCCAGUCCUCUGGACUCCUUCAUUCAGAGGCUGCAGCAGGAACAAGACCAAAGACUGGGGUCAAAUGAUGGCCCUGCUGCUGCUGCUCCUGGUUCCACUACUACUGCGGCUGCUAAUGUAAACACCAGGGCCAGCAGAGGAUCGGUGGGAUCGCCAAUAGAAGUGCACUCCCCACCCAAUGUAGGCCUGCGCCGUAGCGGUCAGAUCGAGGGAGUCCGCCAGAUGCACAGCAACGCUCCACGCAGCCAGAUGGCCACAGAGGGCGACCUGGUGGCCUGGAGCCGCAGGGUGCUGGUCCCGGAGCUGGAGGACGCCUCUGUCAGGAGGCAGGUGAACUGGCGCGAGGCUAAAGGGGAGGAAGAAAUCAAUAUUUAUCAGUCAGAAAGGAGGAGACGUACCAUCCACUCUCUCCCCAAGGAGAGCAGGGUUCAUCCCACAUCAGAGGGUGUAGCUGAUGAGGGCAGGAGGAGCCUGGGUAACCAUGGUUAUCAGACUCGGGCUGCCAUGGAGGAGAAUAGUCGCCAGAGUGCUGAGGCUGCAGACGAGGAUGACAGCACUUCAGAGGGAGAGGUGGAGGUGCGUCAGAUUAACGGGCAUUCCUCAGAGGAAGAGAAGGGGGAGGAGGAGGAAAAAGAGCCGUGGCCAGAUGACCACAGCAGUUCAAGCGACUACUCCAGCGACUACUCUGACUGGACAGCAGACGCAGGAAUCAACCUUGAACCGCCCAAGAAGAGUGUUAAAGUGAAAAAGAAGGGCAGCAGCUCUGAGGAGGAUGGGGAGAAGAAGAGGGAAGGCAAGAAAGAACAGAAGAAAGACAAACCAGACAAAGAUGGCACCUCACCAAAGAAGAAGCAGCCAAAGGAGAAAAGAAAGAGGACAGAGUUUCAGGAGCAAGGCCUAACUCUGGAGGAGUGGCUUCCUUCUGCUUGGAUCACAGACACAGUCCCGCGCAGAUGUCCUUACAUACCCCAGAUGGGAGAUGAGUUGUAUUACUUCAGACAGGGACAUGAAGCCUAUGUGGAGAUGGCCAAACAGAAAAAGAUUUACAGCAUCAAUCCCAAGAAGCAGCCCUGGCACAAGAUGGAGCUACGGGAGCAGGAGUUGAUGAAGAUAGUUGGCAUCAAGUACGAGGUGGGUUUGCCCACGCUGUGCUGCCUGAAGCUGUCUUUCCUGGACCCUGACACCGGCAAACUGACCGGAGGAUCCUUCUCUAUGAAGUACCACGACAUGGCUGAUGUAAUUGACUUCCUGGUGUUGCGGCAGCAGUUUGACAAUGCCAGAGACAGGCAGUGGAGGAUAGGUGACAGGUUUCGGUCAGUGAUUGAUGAUGCCUGGUGGUUCGGGACCAUUGAGAGCCAGGAGCCGUACCAGACGCAGUAUCCUGACAGUCUGUUCCAGUGCUACAAUGUUUGCUGGGACAAUGGAGACACGGAGAAGAUGAGUCCGUGGGAUAUGGAGCCUAUUCCUGAUGAUGCCACGUUCCCUGACGAGCUGGGCUUGAGCGUCCCACUCGUAGAAGAGGAGCAGAAGGAGCUGCUGUACGUCCCUCUGGACGGGGAAUGGGGCUGCCGCACACGUGCGGAGGAGUGUGAACGCAUCAUCAAGGCCAUCGACCAGCUCUGCACCCUCGAUGUGGCAGCGCCAUUUGCCUUUCCAGUGGACCUACAGGCUUAUCCCACGUACUGCACAGUCGUGGCCUACGUCACUGACCUCAGCACGAUUCGCCAAAGGCUGGUGAACCGCUUCUACAGACGACUGUCCUCUCUGAUGUGGGAGGUUCGUUAUAUUGAACACAACGCCCAAACGUUCAACGAACCGGGAUCUUUCAUCGUCACUACUGCCAAGUUUGUCUCUGACCUCAUGCUGCAGUUUAUUAAGGACCAAAGUCUGACUGACAUCAUGCCCCUCUACAAAACUAUGAAGAAGGCAACCUUCUCUGAUUCCGAAGAUGAGGAUGAGGAGGAGGAAGAUGAAGAUACUAAUAGACCUGGAACAUCCACUCGAAACCACAAGGGACGUCGGCCGAUGCAGCGUCAGCGGCGAACGCGACCUCCGUCGUACGACCCUCAAGCGUGGAGGGGGCGCUGUAAGGAGUUGCUGGACCUGAUAUUUCAGUGUGAAGACUCCGAGCCCUUCAGGGAACCUGUGGACCUCCAGGAGUACCCGGACUACCUGCAAAUAGUUGACUCUCCAAUGGACUUUGGAACCGUUCUCUCCACACUGACAGAAGGAAAGUACCAGUCUCCCAUUGACCUCUGCAAAGAUGUCCGGCUCAUUUUCAGCAAUUCCAAAGCUUACACGCCGAGUAAGAAGUCUCGGAUCUACAGUAUGAGUCUGAGGCUUUCUGCGUUGUUUGAGGAGCACGUCAGCUCCAUCCUGGCUGACUACAAGGCCAUCCACGGCCUGACAGAUAAACUGACCCGACAGGGCGCGGACAGGCAGACACGACACACUACAGACAGACAGACACGGCACUCAAUGAAGAGGAGGAGGAGGAGGAGCGAGUCUCCAACAAGCAGCACUGCAUCCAGCCCAGAGAGGAAGAGACGCGUGUCAUCCAGGGUGACCGCAAAAAAGGAGCCAUCGCCACCUCCUUCGCGGCCUUCCUCCCUGAGACAGAGCACCCCCCUGAAACAGCCUCAACAGCUGGUCAACGGGAAGGCGGAUACACCGGCUGCGGGGCGAACGCGAAGUGCAGCGCGCCAUUCUGCACACUCCCCACCUGCACCGUCCUCCUCGCAAAACGCCACAAGCAACACACAGAGUACAGCAGAGUCGACUCGUUCACUUAGGGCUCAUAACUCUGUUUUAGCCUCAACGCCACCGGUUCCUGAAAAGGUGACUUCCUCUCCGGCCCCAGAGAGUAGCGGUGGAGGAAGCACCCGGCGGAAACUCCGGACGCCUGUACGACUCACACCUGUUUCUCCCGCCAGCCCUUCAGUCCAGACCACAGUCCACCUGAAUGGUCAUAGCAGUCCUAUGACGAUGGGCGUUGGGAAGAAGGGGCGGAAGUCCAGAACGGAACAGCCGCUGAGUCCUCCAGAGGUCACGACUCCAGCAAGCCCUUCCAGACCCCGAGGUCGCCCUCCAGGCAAGAAGAGAGGCAGGAAGAGCAAGCAGGAGCUGGAAGAGAUGAGGAGGAGCGGGAACCACAGGAGCUCCACCCCGGACGAUGAGCUCGACCAGUCCACUGGCGAUGAAGGAGGGACAUCUUCAGCGCAGGAGACAUCUGUGCUGUCGGACUCUGGUGCACCGUCGACACCUAGGCGGCGCGGUCGGCCCCGAACAAUAAGAACUGAGGAAUCCACUCCACCCACAGAGUCGCCUGAGCUUGAGCCGCUGAGGAGGAGCAGCAGGAGGGGAAACGAGGAGGUCACCCCUCCUCCGCAGACUGUCCCUCAACGGUCCAAUCGCAGGGAGUCUCCACAGGAGGAAGAGGGGGACGAAGCAAGUGGGUCCAUGCGCACACGUAACCAGGGGCGAAGGUCGGCCUGGUACAUGGAGGAGGACUCUGAGGAGGAGCAGAGGCAACUGCUGUUUGAGGACUCGUCUAUCACCUUUGGCACCUCCUCUAAGGGGCGUGUCCGUAAGCUAACAGAAAAGGCCAAAGCCAACCUGAUAGGCUGGUAACUUUGGAGAUAAACAGGAUGUGACAGAGAUUUUAAGAGAUCACAAUCUCUUUAUUUGUGCAUCAGAGGAGCAAAGGGCCACGUUGUGGAAGUCAUGCUUAUUUGUGUGCAUGUAUGUGUAUGUGCCUCUGGGUAGCUGCUGCUUCAUCUGCUGCUGUUGGAAGCCGAGGCUCUGGAGAGACACAGCAGUGCAGUGGCCUGUCUAGUCCUCCCUCUUUCGGCCCAGAAAGCACAUUGCUAUGGCAACCAGUGGAUUUCAGACAACAUAUGUUCAAGCUCCUCUUACAUUAUUGGUCCAUGUUGGAUCUGAUAGAUGUUUGCCGACUCCCGUGUUGGUGGUCUUGUGAUUGGCUCCUGUCUGGUGAACCACCCCUCACCCUUGUCUGACUUGACAAGACAGUAGCUGAACAGAGUUUUAGUACUUGAAGAUGUCAUGAGGACAGAUGGACGUAGCUCAUCUCCGUCUUACAAUUUCAGAGAACUGGUCCAGUGUCUGCGGGGUCGGUCAAACCUGCUCCGCUGAGCUAGAAUUGUAGAACAACCGCUGGCCUGAUAACAUCUUUCAUCCGCGUCAUCAUCGUUCCUCUACUUUUUUUAUAUAUAUAUGUAUA